AUUAGUUUAUUAGUAAUAUUACUGUGUUGUAAUAACGUUUGUGAAAAAAGAUUGCAAUUUCAACAAUUUAGGAUAAUUAUUAACAUUAAGUUAGGACCAUAAAAACUUCUCAUUUGUAUUGGAUAACAUUUUGUAUUACAGAUUACAAGCACCUUAACUCAAAAUCUAUUCGUCGCAGUUUUGCCUUUGCAACACACUGUAAGGUCUUUGUUGUCCAUCAUUAUCGACGCUAUCCAAAACAACUCCGCGAAAGGUUACACUGGCUGUUGUAAACAUUAACCGCACAUCGAAGUCAUGAUUGAAGUUGUAGCUCCCCGUAAACUAAUUUUACAUUAAGUUGUAGGGUUUGUUUUACGCUUCCACAUACACUGGAUAACACUGCAAGUUGUAUAAUGCUGGGACAGUGUGGUAGGCCAGUGUACUCUUACUUUAACCUCUAAAUCGUCAGCAGGGUAACUGCUAGCAUCACAACAGGAAUGGCUAAACAUGCAGUGCUGUCAUCGGGGGCAAAAAUGUGGAGAUCUCUGGCCUGUGCAAAAUCAGAACUGCGUCUGGAUCUCACUCUUGCCUGCGGACAAUCUUUCCGCUGGAGAGAGACUGCAGAAGGCCACUGGACUGGAGUGAUAGGAGGGCGAGUUUGGACUCUGACUCAGACAGAUGACACUCUUUGGUACCACGUUUACGAAAGUCAUGACAAUCAGGGGGAGGGAAGUGACAUGAAGAAGAUAGCUGGUGUUUCUCUCCAGCUGGAAAACAUGUCAGAGAAGAGAUUCAAAGGAACUUUGAAGAAGGAAGAAGAGGAGCCGGUGGCUGUGACUUCAGUGCAGCAGGACACUGAUGAGGAAGAAGAGAUACUGAGUGAUUAUUUCCAGCUGAAUGUGAAGCUAGGGGAUCUGUACAAGGAAUGGGGAGCAGCAGACCCCCACUUCAAGCACAUUGCAGACAUCUUCUCAGGUGUGAGGAUGCUGCGCCAGGACCCCACCGAAUGCCUGUUUUCCUUCAUUUGCACCUCCAACAACCACAUCUCUCGUAUCCAGGGUAUGGUUGAGAGGCUGUGUCAGGCUCUGGGUGCCCCACUGUGCAAACUGGAUCAAACCUCUUACUACAACUUUCCUUCCCUGUCUGCGCUUGCAGACAACAGCGUAGAGGCCCGUCUCAGGGAUCUCGGUUUUGGAUACAGGGCUCGGUUCCUUCAGCAGAGCGCCAAGCAGAUUUUGGUCACUCAUGGGCUCACGUGGCUUGAAGGUCUACGCGGUGUCCCAUAUCUGCUGGCCCGCGAUGCUCUGCGUACUCUCCCCGGUGUGGGCACCAAGGUGGCAGACUGUGCAUGUCUUAUGUCCCUAGAUAAGACAGAGGCCGUGCCCAUAGACACACAUGUGUGGCAGAUUGCUAAACGUGACUACAACUAUGCUUCUGGCAACGGACAAAAGAGCAUCACUGAUAAACUUCACCGAGAUAUUGGGGAUUUCUUCAGAAAACUGUGGGGUCCUUAUGCUGGUUGGGCACAGUCGGUGUUGUUCUGUGCUGACCUCAAGAAGUUCCAAAAGCUGAAAGAAAUGACACAUCUGAAGCGGCCGAAGAAAGAGGAAAAUGAUGAAGACGAACUAAGUGCAGCAAAUGAGAAAACUAAAAUUAAGAAAGAAGAAAAUGGAACUUUGAAGAACAGGAAAACCAAGUCAGCACAUCACAAGAAAGCAAAGACUUCUGUCUACAAUGACGAAGGAAUAUGAGGUAAACAAGCUUCUUACAUCAGGAUUCACAUCAGAUUACGAUACCACACAUUUUUCACACACUUUGGCUAUCUUAAUUCAAAAUAACUUUUGGAAUGAAAUAUAUAGACAGUAUAUUUGUAAUGGUAUGAAAAGUAUUGAGAUUCUCAGGGUUUUCAUUUAUGGUGUUUAUGUUGUUUACAUCUUCUAUGUCUACUUUCCUAUGCCUUCACUACUACAGUACAAAUACAGCACACUGCUGGCUUUAUUUUAAAUAAAGACAAAAC
Molecule: messenger RNA, 1996 nt
Organism: Cottoperca gobio
Lineage: Eukaryota; Metazoa; Chordata; Actinopteri; Perciformes; Bovichtidae
Gene: ogg1
Product: 8-oxoguanine DNA glycosylase
Biological process (GO): base-excision repair; base-excision repair, AP site formation; nucleotide-excision repair
Cellular component (GO): nucleus
Molecular function (GO): 8-oxo-7,8-dihydroguanine DNA N-glycosylase activity; damaged DNA binding
Source: RefSeq, a predicted model, not a curated record